Molecule: messenger RNA, 1854 nt
Organism: Anopheles funestus (African malaria mosquito)
Lineage: Eukaryota; Metazoa; Arthropoda; Insecta; Diptera; Culicidae
Exons: 2
Coding region: 198-1379 (393 amino acids)
Source: RefSeq, a predicted model, not a curated record
UCUCGGACGGAUGCACCCAGUCAGUGUCUGCUAGGCUCCGGAUCUAGUCGAUAGGCUAGGCGUAGUGCAGUGUGCAUCAGUAUCAAGUGGGACGAUUGGUGAGAAAUCAGUUGAAGAAGUGUGUUUGCCAUUUCUUCUAGGAUUUUCUACAAGCUCUAGUGCUCGUUACGACAAAAGGCGCAAAAAUAGCAGAAGUGAUGGGUCAUCUUAGCACCAUUGUGGUAGCCCUGCUGGGCACGUUUGCCAUUUGCCAUGCGGCUCCUGCGGCUAUUCUGCAGCCCGCCGCUCAGUACUACCUGAUACAGCCACAACCCGCGACGCUCAAGAUCCAACCACAUCUGAUCCAACCGAUCCAGCAAUUGAAACUGGAGCCGAAGCAGUACGUCUACUAUUAUCCCUCGCUACCGUUGGCCACCACCACCACUACCACCCACCAGUACACGGAAGGUAAACCGAUCCGGCUGAUCACGCUCAAGCAAGAUGAGGGCAAUUGGUGGUCGUCGGUGUUUUCCUUCCUGCAGCCACCCGCGACCGAGAUGCCAACGUCGGAAGGCGAAACGACUGAAGCGCCUGCUACCGGUGAAGAAGGAUCCGGCGGUUCGAAGGCACCCGAGAAGAAGCUGAUGUUUAUGGCACCGGCCGACGCCGAGAAGGGUCCAGACACACCUGCUUCUACCGCUGCACUGCCGCAACCACAGCGCUACUACAUCCUGAGCGGUGCGCCUCAGUUCUACGGUAACUUCGAUGCUCUCCAGAAUCCGCUCAGUCCAGUGUUUAGCCUGCAGCCACUGCAAGCUAUUCACGCUCGUGCCAACUCUGACAUUCAGGCCGAGGAUGGACUUCAGCCUAAAUUCCAGGCCCAGAUUGUGUCAUCGCUUGCCCCUAUUGCACCCGUCCCGGCAGCAGUACCGGCCCAGCUGAAGAACGAUCUGCUGGAGUCGCAUCAGGAUAAGGAACAGACGAUCGACCGAGCAUGGGCACGAUCGCUGGACGAGGAGCAGCAGCCAGAGCAACCGCAGCAGCUGAUGGUCAUGAUGGAGGACGAAGAGGAACCGGCCGUUGUUGUGCAGGGACGCUCGAAGGCUGGUGUCGAUGAGGAGGCUCCUGAGAUACAACCGGUUCACCUUCGUGCCGCGGUUGAGGAGGAAAAGGACGGCAAGCAGGAGGGUGUGCAGCGCAGCGUGAACGAUCCAGCCAUCGCCGCCGUUAAACCUUCCGGUAUAGCACUGGCCGGGCGUGGUGGUGUGGCUGCUUCAGCCCCCACCGGUACGGCGAUCGUCGGUAAGAAUGGUCUAGCGUUGGCUUCACCGUCGGCCACUUCCGUUGCAGGUAACUUCUUCGAUGAGGACGAGGACGAGGAAAAGAAGAAACCACUGUAAGCAUGGCGUCCGGACACUGCCUGGCGACAACUCCGCGGGAACUCCAUUCACGUCGGACCAGCAGGAUAUAUCUGUAUACGACGAUCAAAAUUGAGACCACCUUUCUCGACCACACCCGGCAAAAUUCUUCUCCCGAGUCUUCAGAGGACUUUCGUCCCGCGAAAGCUUUGGGAGAUGACCGGUCAAAAAGUGAUACAUUUCCCUCCAUUAGAUUUAUACAUUAGCCUUUAGAAGAGAAGCAGACGGACGGACGACAAGCGGACUGAAAAUGGGAACCCACCUCCAAGAGUGAACCCGGGUUUUAGACGUGAACGGCAUCGGUACACCAUAUUGGAACCGGCGCAAACGCUCAAACUAAACGAUCAACUUCAUUAUCAUCAACUCAUUCAUCACUCAUCAUCCACACACAAAUCAUUAACAUCGCAUCAGAAAAAUAACACCCAACGUGGAAUAAAGUACGAAACAAAAAAUGAAA